Molecule: messenger RNA, 2543 nt
Organism: Adelges cooleyi (spruce gall adelgid)
Lineage: Eukaryota; Metazoa; Arthropoda; Insecta; Hemiptera; Adelgidae
Product: 2-phosphoxylose phosphatase 1
Exons: 3
Coding region: 418-1860 (480 amino acids)
Biological process (GO): dephosphorylation
Molecular function (GO): phosphatase activity
Source: RefSeq, a predicted model, not a curated record
GCGAUUACAUUCAUAUUAUUUUAGUUAUUAGAAUUUAUUUAUUUAAUUACUCAGUACUUAGUUCAUUGAGAUUUGGUUGAACUGCAGUGCAGUAUCAAAUGUAAUUUCCAUUCUCCGAUUUCUGAUCUUGUCUUGCCUUUGUUAAGUAUUAAAUGUUUUUAACACAUUCCAAAAAUCACCCGCUGAGUGUCGACUUAAAUUCCUGAACUUAAAAACUGUUUACACUUAAGCUUAUUUCAAUAUCGACCGUACGUCGGCUAGACUACCAUUGCUGAUCGAUGCAAUUCUUACACUUUUUAUUAAUUUUAAUCAAGUUAUCAACGUUAAACAAUGGAUGUCCUAAGUAACACAUUGACAAAGGCCGAAAGCGUCCUAUUCGUACAAAAGAUUGUGAACUAAAAGGGUUACGUUCAUACUAUGACUUCAAUAUGGAACAUGACCAAACAUCGAUACUUGCUGUGUUUAAUUAUAUGGCUGUGCGUCUGGUUUCCGAUAUUGUAUUUAAAAAUAUCCGACCGCCCUAAUUUGGAAAAAAGGACAGUGCACGUUCCAAAGGUAAUCCCUUCGCACAAGCCAAAACACGCGAAUCGGAUAAAUUAUAAAAAAAUGACAAAGAUUUGCAACGCUCCAGAGACGAUCGCGACUGGCGUCGAAGGGACCAUAGGCACGCCUAACAACAGUCUCACUUUGCAAGGGGUGUUGAUAUUGAUACGGCACGGCGAUCGAGGACCCUUGACACAUGUUCGUAACAUUGCGAGCGUCGACUGUGGCGUGACACUGCGUUCAGAGCAUUUGGAGUACACAAAAUUCCUACAAAAUCUGUACUUCAAUCAGUCUUUGCAAUUUCUCGGCCCUUUUCACGGUUAUCCGUUGUUCACGGCAAACAACUGUUCCAUAAGUCAACUCACUCCGGUGGGUGUCUCGCAGAUGAUCAAACUGGGACAGGUUUUACGUACGCCUUAUUCAACGUUGUUUAACAUCUCAAAUUCUGACGACAUAAUCGUGUACAGCACAAAAUACCGUCGUACGUUCCAAAGCGCUCUGGCUUUUUUGUACUCAAUUUUGCCCACAGCCGAUCUGCUAUCGAAAGUGACGUUUCGCGAGAGUGACAGCUACUCGUAUUGCUUCGAACACUGCGCGUGCCAAAACGCUCAACGGCUGAUGAAAAAAAUCGGCCUGACCGCAUCGAAACGUUUGAAGUCCCACAGGAUCGUCGUGAAAUUGCUCAAGCGCAUGCACAACAUAGUGUACACGUUGCCCAACAGCGUGCCGGUCGACCCGUACGUACUCAGGGACUCCGUUUUGACGUACGUUUGCCACGGCGCGCCACUGCCGUGCCAUCGUCGCGACUGUUUGAAGUUGGGAGACGUACAAGACCUUCUAGGCUUCAUCGAUUGGGAUCUCAAACAAUACUCGAAGCACAGUUCGCUUCGUAAAUUCGGACUGCUCAAAUCGUACGGCUUCGCUCUGAACAUAGCGAUGAAUUUGCUCAAAAUGGUGUCCGAAAGCAAACCGAAACUGGUGUUGUACUCCGGACACGACUUGACUAUUCAGCAUCUGUUGUUGACGUUGGGCAUUGCCAAUCACGACACGAUAUCGCCAAAUUACGCGUCCCGGCUGAUUUUCGAAGUGUACAAAAACAACACGGCGGACACAACGUAUCCGGGCAAGGACUAUUUUUUCAGAGCCAUUUUCAACGGCAAAGACGUCACGCGCUCCGUGUCGUUCUGCAACGAUGACAAAUCCCAGCAAAAGCGCUUGUGUCCGAUCGAAUCAGCCAUUCGGUUUAUACACGACGACUACUUUGGCGUUUUUAACGCUUCGAAUUACAAACAAGCUUGCAACAUGCAACUGCCUUAGAAAGGAGACGCGCUUAACAACGUAUUAGGUUUUACAAUUUUUAUUUAGAAAAAAAAAAAAAGACUACUUUAAAAAAUUGUUUUUUGAUAACUAUUUUUAAAAAAAAAAAUACUUAGUCAAAUUUAUAUUCCAAUUUUUUUGUUAUUUUUUUUAUUAUUGAUUAUAUAUUUUUCGUGUUAUUCUUUCGAUGUGAUCUUCUAAACCAAAACGAGAUUGAUUGUCUGUUAUUGGACAACAUUUUAUACAGUACUUACAAAUAUUAUUUUCUAGUCAUCUUUUUUUAAAUUGUAUUUAUUUAUACAUAGUGAUCUAUUUGUACUUUUUUUUUUAGUAAAAAAUAUACCUAACAAAUAUUGUUUCAUAUAGUUUGUUUUACAAAAUUUUGUAUUAAAUCUUUUAACGAUCGUAACAUAUCGUUUACCAAAGUGACGUUUAUCUACAACGAUUUAUAAGCAACAUUUUCGAAACGUCAAUUCUGCUGACGUAAAAAUUGGUUUUUUUUACAUUUAGAAUAAUUUUGUCGUAAAUUUUUAAUUGGCGUUUCAAUUUUUUUUUUAUUAUAAUGUAACAAAUUUGAGUAUAAACAAUUUAUUAAAAAAAGAAAAAUCGCGUUUAUCUAGUUUUAAUAUUACAAUAAUAAUUAAAUAAUAAAUAGUGUUAUCAGUUUAACAAUAUAGACUAUA